Gordionus sp. m RMFG-2023 is the source of this 6101-nucleotide messenger RNA. RefSeq lists its product as uncharacterized. Lineage: Eukaryota; Metazoa; Nematomorpha; Gordioida; Chordodea; Parachordodidae. Bases 172 to 5424 code for a protein of 1750 amino acids. Gene Ontology annotation, molecular function: zinc ion binding; nuclear receptor activity; RNA polymerase II cis-regulatory region sequence-specific DNA binding. Gene Ontology annotation, biological process: regulation of transcription by RNA polymerase II; anatomical structure development; cell differentiation. The transcript has 4 exons. The record is from RefSeq and is a predicted model, not a curated record.
UUAAAGUUAUAUUUUAUCAUUCGGGAAGAUCAUUUUAUUACUUAUUUUCGAAAGAAAAUCACGAAAGAAAAAAAGAAGAAUUACAAAUUGGUUAUAAUAACGAUGAUACGUUUACCUGUAAAUUAGAGGAUACAUUUAAAAUACCAUAUUAAAGAUAAAGAUACUCAUGAAAUGACCAAAGAAAAUGGCUUGACGAAUGGGCCGAACAUUAAAAAGGGCGAGGAGAUUUUAUCUCACGGACAUCUCAAUAAUUGUUAUUCCCCUAAGGCUCAUCAACUCGGUCGAGGUAAAGGAUCGAUGUUGCACAUAAUCACUGACGGUUUAACUUCCAAGCAAAGAAACAACAACUUCGAUAGCGUCGAAAAGUUGUUCGAACUAAGACAGAACGGGCUCCUCGCGUCGUUCAGAGGCGGCAAAAUCGUGAACGGGUUUUGUGAUGAGCAGGGGAAGGGGAGAGGGGGGUUAAAAUCGAGCCAAUCAUCCAACCAAUCAAAUCAAUCAACAAAUAGAUCAUCGUCAAAACAAUCAAAGGAAUUUAACGAACCAAAAUAUAGCGAAUAUAUAUCAACCUCUCAUGGGGAAUCGUCGAGUAGUAGCAUUAAUAGCCCUCCUAAGAGCGGGUGUAUCUCGAUACAAGAUAGAUUUGACGCAGCUGACGUGGAUAAUGUAACGGAUACCCACUAUACUAGUAAACCCUUCCUGAACGGUGAGGAAUCGAGUAUCCCGCGAAAUCUCCUAGAGCGACACAAUACGUUGUUCGAACAAUCGUCCAAAUUCAAUGACACCACCACUUUCCGGAAUAUCGGCAAAAUUAUCGAGACCGAAAAGACUAACGCCAACUAUUAUUUCAUGCCAUCUACUUCGCGAUCCUCAAGUUAUCAUGUAAAAAGCGAACAUUUGGAGGAGGAAAUGUGUCAUCAUAAUGGAACCAAUGGCAAUGCUUACCGAACGGUAGCGGAUAAAGUGGUAGUAGACAGUAUUCUGAAUAAUUCGGUAAUUUCAUCUUUUCCCCAGCCAAAAUUCAUUAGUGAUCUCAAAACGUUCGAAAAUUUUUUACCCCGUAUAUCGAGCGAUGCUCCUACAACAUCAACUAAAUAUAAGAGCUACUAUGCUAGCCCUGUUAUCUCCGCUUACGAUGAGAACACGAAACAAAUGAUGAGAAGCCUCAUUCAAUCUGCUUCGAGAAGUUUGGCCACCGCCACCAAUAAUCACUACAUAAAUCAUUUGAUUAAAUCGAAUCAUUCGCAGACAGGCAACGCCCUUAAACAGAAUGCGCCACCUAACCCGGUGACCUCCUAUUAUCAGCCUUCUGAUUCGUUCAAAUUAGACGACGGAGAUAUUAAUUAUGAUGGUCACCAUACCAAAGUUAAGAAAGAAUCUCCUUCCAUUCUUGCCAACGAUUCAUCCCUUUUCGAAAAAUCAGAAUUUCAAUCGCAAUCUCUACGCGAAAAUGGUGGUAACAUCGACAUGAUAAUAACUCAACAAUCAAAAGGUGAUAACGCGAUGAUGUCAAAUGUCGAUCCCUCUUCCGGUCUUAACAACCCUACCGGGGAGAGAACUCUGGUAAUUUGCGUAGUGUGCGGAGAUAAGAGUAGCGGGAAGCAUUAUGGGCAGUUUACUUGCGAAGGUUGCAAAUCCUUUUUCAAGCGGAGCGUUAGGCGUAAUUUAACUUAUACGUGUCGAUCUUCCAAAAAUUGUCCCAUAGACCAGCAUCACCGAAAUCAAUGCCAAUAUUGUCGGCUCAAGGCAUGCAUUAAAAUGGGUAUGCGGAAGGAAGCAGUCCAGAAAGGGAGAACUCCACUAACUUCCUCCACCUCUCAACAGAAUCUCAACGCCAAAUAUCAUUUAAGUAACAAACACCACUACAGCUCCUUUUUAAAUUCCAUGACACCUAAAGUACCUAAGCCAAAUCACCAAAACAAUCCAUUUUUCUUCGGGCCAUCUAAUGGCAGACGAAUUGAUGGAUUUAAUUCCGGUAUAAGGCCCUAUCAAACCGAUGUGGUGCCUAACGGCGGAAGAGAUAGAGCGCAAAAUUUGGCCAACAUCGAUAAUACUAACAAUAAUAAAACGUUUCCCCUUUCUCAACCCUCCGAUGCUGCGGGUUACCCAACUAACUACCAAAAUAAUUUCAAGCGCACCUUCGUACCGAAUUGCCGUUCAAAGUUUUACGUGUCUUCCAAAUGCAAUAGGAAUCUCCAGGCGAACGAUACUAAUCCCAAGGAGAAUAACAAAAGGGAAGCAAAGAGGGAAGAAGAUAACUUCGAUGACUUCUACACCGCGCUAGGUUUGGGUUACGGUUUAGGUUUUUGCCCUCCGUUGUUGAAAUCGCCCGCCUUCAAAUCGUUUGCAGGUAUAAAUGAAACCAAUAAAAUGAUUCCAAUUAAAUAUAAUCAAAGAUUGUGUAAGGCCAAUAACGAAUCUCGGGAAGUUGCGACUAAAACAACGAACACAGAUAACUUAAACAUUCCUAUUGAACACGUUCAAGAUAGCGAACAAAACUCUCGUUUGAAUAGCCAAAACGAAAAUCACGGUAACACCCUCGGCUAUGACUCAACAGAGAACAAAAAUCGUUAUUCCGCGGAUUAUAAUCCCAGGGACAAAUUCACUUCCAACAGGGUUCAAGAAAAUAUUACAAGUUCAGAAUUUUUGAUAACCCCCAAUUUUAUCAAACCAAAACUUGAAUAUGGAGGGGGGAAAUUGUCGGAAUCAUGUUUCGAUCAGCGGGGCGCCUCGUUACCGAAAUAUAGAAAUCAAUUGGCCGGCAACAACUCCUUUUCCAAUGCUGUAAUAGCCUCCUCGAGUGUCCCUUCCAUAUAUCCAAACAAAUGUACUCACCACCCUUACGGUUCGUUAAUUCCCGCUAGUGGGCCUUACCUCAAACAAUCACCUUACCAAUUUUACGGCAAUAAUCCCGAAGAGUUGUAUUACUCUUCCUUUUUGCGUAAUUUGACGGCCUCUUGGCGCUAUCUCAACUGGAAUUACAUGUUUCCGCCAUUCUAUCCAACCAUGAAUCAUCUUGAAUCACGAAUCCCCUUGACUAACCAAUACGAUACCCCAUUGCCUAAAGAAGAAGUCAAAAACGAUUGGAAUCCUCCCAUAAUGCCUCAAUAUUACUACGCAAAACAACCUAAGAACGGUUUCCCCAUUUUCGAUCAAACGCUAAUAAGCAGGAUAAAUCUUUCUAAUGCCGAUUUGAUUGAUCGCACAAGCAAUGUCACGAUUAGAGAGAUACCAAUCAAUAAUAAUAAAAAUAACUCGGACCAAACUUUUUCGAGUCCCUCGAGAAGUGCUUCCUCAGACUGGGAAAUGGUAAAACGGGAAGUCGACAUUGAUGACGAAAACGUUCCUAUUAACUACGACGCAUCUCCAGAUGAAAAUAGUUCCUCUCUUCCAUUUUCUGAAUCAGAUAAUAAAUCAACCACUCCGCAAUUGACGAUAAAAACGCCUCUUGAUAUCAAUCAAAUUCUGGUCAGUGGUACAUCGCAAUCCCAGAAACUCUCCAGGUACCGAGCUUUCUUGUUCGCCAAAUACGUAAAAUUGCUCGCAUCUAACUCCAAUCGUAACUUCCUGACAAGAGUAAUAGAGGCGGAAUAUACUAGUUCCGAAACUCACGAGGGUGUUAUAGACCUAAUGCUCUCCAGCGAUAUCAGUUGGUUAGGGGACGAAACAAAAGAAAUUCAUAGUCGGCUCUUUGCCGACAAAAAAGUUAUAAGACUCAUUCUUUUAGGUAUCUUGCUAUGGGUGAAAGAAAUGCUUGAACAUUACUGCCCAAAUUUGAAUCGUGGUGAAAAGGUAGGAUUAGCAAAGGAUAGUCUUAUACAGCUCUUCUUGAUUCAGGGAGCCUUUUACGCCAGCUUUUUAGUGUCUUUUCGACAAAAUCAAUCCCCAGUGCUAGAAAAAAUAAUAGAAGACGUCUGCAAAGUAGGCAAUGGGAGUAAUUGUUCACAUCUUGAUGAAGUCGGUAGUUCCCAAGGUAUGAAUGGCUGUAGAGACAAUGAAGAAGCGGAAAAGUUAGAGAGGGUCAUAGUUUUAGAGAACAAUGUUAUUCCCACUAUACACGAGGAAGUCACAAUUCUGCCUGAAUUUUUGAGCUUCGCUAAUAAAUUCAUAAAACAAUUGAACAAGAUGAUCGCCUUAAACCUAGAUCCAUUGGAGUGUUCCUGUAUAAAGUCUAUUUUGCUUUUUUCAAUAGAUAACAGUUCCCAAACCUCCAGCAAUUCAGAGACCUUGGAAAAACUUCAAGAGAAUGCCUUCAAGACCUUUGAGGAAUACACACGUUGUAAAUCGAUCGUAUCUUCUACCGAUGCCAAGGAUGUUGAUGAUGGUAGUAGCUCUUCGCGCCGCAAAAAUGGUCACAAAGAGCGUUUGAACACAGAGAAAUGUAAUAAUAAUAAUAACGUCUUUUACAGGUUCGGAAAGCUUCUAUUGACUAUCCCUCAUCUAAGAUCCCUGAAACUCAACAUGGAAGAACGAUCGGACGAAGAAAAAAGUCAGGUGAUUAUAGGCGAUUUUUUUGAAGCCACCGACAUCCCCUGUGUAAAAAAUGAUAUCGACGUGAACGUGUUAGUGGAUCAGAUAUUUCGUAUCUUUGAGAUCCAGCAAAAGCAGCAGAGCCAACAAAGACAGCAACAAUCUCGGUGUUCGGUUUUAAGUGAGAAAGAAAUGAGUGAAAAAAAUUUAAAUCUCAACGGGGACAAUCGAAAUGAUAUGAAUAACAAUAUUGCUGAUAAUGAUGAAAAUAUAAAUGGCACAAAUGCUAUUAAUCGGCUUCAUCGUGGCCUAAAUGGGGAUAUAUCCCAUGGAAAUACGAUGGUUGAAAAGCGUCACGAUAAUUUUCUCCUGACCAACAAAACUAAAGUACUUCAAGAAAAUGGAAACAACUCGAAUUAUUCUUCCAAAAACCAUCAUACAAACAAAACUAAAUUAUCUAACAAAGAUGUCGGCAAAUACAGAUUUGAAGACGAUGGUCAGGAUCCCUCCAAUUAUGAUAAAAUUUCUUAUAAAGUAAACAACACUAACGGGAAUGAUCACGAUUUUGAUAACGAGCAUAUCACAUCCUUCAAAGUCCGUGAUACAAAUUCAAUCACCGACCAAUCGGUUUGUCCAUCAUUACCACUGGAUGGUGGAAUAACUUCCCAGCGUGGGAACCUAAAUGGGCAAAAGUCAGAUUUCGUAGAAACAUUCGGUAAACAGGAUAGAACCUACUUAGAUCCUGGUAGCUGCCUCAAUGGUAAAGAUGUUAAAGAAGCGCCGAAAGAUCACGCCUCCGCUCCUUCCAAAAUUCCUAAUCAUAAUAAUCACUCUACAUGCAAUCACGAUUCCUUCGCGGGUAACAAGAAAGGUAGCAAAAGGCGAGUCAGUCCCUUGCCCAUCGAUAUGGAAAAAAAAUGUCAUGUGACCAAAGAAGUUUUAAAUUUUACUUAAAAUAAAUAAAUAUGUCCUAACAAUGUCCUACUCAACUCCCCAAUCUCACCUUUUGAAAUUUAAAAUAAUUUAUUAGAAGAAAAUCGUAUUUAUUUAUUUUUUUAUAAAUUAUUAUGUAUUUUUUUUUAAAAAAAAAUAUGAUAUAAUAACAAUCUUUAAAAAAAAAAUUAAUUCCUGUUUCUCUCCGCGAAAAUAAUAAUCAAAAAAUAUUGCGAUUUUUUUUUACCGAUAUUAGCUUUAAAUAUUAUAUUACUAAAUUUUUAUUAAUAUUCAAAAAAAAUAUAUUAUAAUGUAUAACAAUCUAAAAAAUAUAUUAAUUAAACCAAAUAUUUUCUUUUAUAAAAAAAUGAAAGGAAAAUAAAUGGUUACAAAUUAAAAAAAAAAAAUUAAGGCUUUAAAAAAUAGUAUUAUAACUUUAAAAAUAUCUGUCUAUCCAAAUGUCCAUCAUUGUCAUUUCUAUCAUAUAAUUUACUCCACUUUUACUGAGUUAUGUAAAAGAGUGACCAAACGAAUAUCGAUUCCCAGAUUAAUCCACCAAAUCCUUGCAUAAUAUUUUACCAGAUUAUUUUGUAUUAUUUAUUUGCGUAUAACCAUGAAAUCUUAGAUAUAUAUAGUAUAUACCCGGUUAUAUAAUAUAAAUGGCUUUUUCUAGAUUAUAUAUAAAUAUAUAUAUAUUA